Molecule: messenger RNA, 4070 nt
Organism: Aquila chrysaetos chrysaetos
Lineage: Eukaryota; Metazoa; Chordata; Aves; Accipitriformes; Accipitridae
Gene: AFTPH
Product: aftiphilin
Biological process (GO): intracellular transport
Cellular component (GO): trans-Golgi network membrane; AP-1 adaptor complex
Molecular function (GO): clathrin binding
Source: RefSeq, a predicted model, not a curated record
GGAGGCCAAGUGGGCGGUGGCGGGGCAGGAGGCGGUGGCCGCCGGGAGGGGGCCGGGCCGCAGCGACGCGGUUCCUGUCGCCGUGACAUGGGUUCCCCCUCGAUGGCGGUUGCCGCGGGAGGCCUCAGAUAGCCGGCCGCGUCCCCUCUCCCCUUCCCUCCCUUACCCCCCCCCCCCCCCGCCCGCCCGCCGCCAUGCCCGCCCGGGCCCCGCCGCCCCCCGCGCAGCCCGCAGAAAUACAUUAACUUUGAAGUGGAACUAAACAAUGGAACCAGACAUUAUUCGAAUGUACUCCUCAUCCCCUCCACCACUAGACAAUGGAGCCGAUGAUGAUGAUGAAGAUGAAUUUGGAGAAUUUGGAGGAUUUUCUGGUGUAAGCACUGCUGGUGUGGCUUUUGCUGAUUUUGACACACCAGACUACAGUCAUCCAAAGGAAGAGUUUAUACCCACAAAUCAUUUCAUCCCACUUCAUGAUUAUUCUGACAAUGUAGCUAGCAUUGCAACUUUCACUUCUGUUAAAAAUGUUAAAGAUAAAGACUGCAUUGCAGAGCUUCCUGCUCUUACUAAGGAACUUUCUGAUAUGUCAGCUACUAGUACCAGCAAAGAAAAAUCUAAGUUUAGAACUUCAGGUACCACUUUAGAAGAUGUAAACAAAAGAGCGGAACAAAGAGACAACACUGGGAAAUCGGAGUGUCUUUCUUCUCGUGUUGCUAGAACUGGUAUAGUAGUUGAGAGCCAGGAUGAGCAAAUAGACGCUUGUAAUGGUGAGAAACUUCCGUGUCUAGAGAUUCUAACAAAUGGAUUUGCAGCAUCAGACCCUGUAAAUCCUCAGGGAACAGAAGAUCUAGACAGUAUUGGUGACUCAAAGGGACUGAAAAUUGCUAGCACCCAUAGUACUGAGCAAAAUUUGAACUCAAUGCCUAGCUCAGGUGAAGACUUUGCAGAUUUUGCUACAUUCUCAAACAAAAACCCAAUCCAUUUAGAGGGAACAGGACCUACAAUAUGCACUGUUCUUAAUGAAAGAGACUCUCUGAGCGUUCAGGAGAACAACAGAAUAAACGGAGUAACUCGUAUUGAAGAAGAGGCUUGCAUUUUAGAAAUUAGUUGUGAACAGGGUCCCUCAGCACUGGAAGAUAAUGAAUCUGCAAUUUCUAGUACGUCUCAAACAACUGGAAGUUCAAUAUGCACUACUGAAAAUGGAGACCACAGUGGGAGGAGAAGACAACAUGGCAUAGAGAAUGGCAAAGAUUUUACUAGACCUGAUGACUCAUUGGGAACAGAGGACAUCAAGGCUGAUAAGAUCCAAAGCCUAAGGUGUGAUCUUGCAGGAGAAAAAUUGGGUGAUUCUGAAGAUCUUAAGAAUGGUGGAAAUAGUACUGAAGUUGUAGCUUGCAGUGACACACAUGAUGAUGAUUUUGGUGAUUUUGGUUCAGUCAGCAGUGCAUCUCCCACCUUCAUUAAUGCUCAAGAAUCAGUAAAUGCUCUAGAUUUAGAGGGAUCUUCCAAACAGCCCACACAUAUUAGCAAACCUAAUGAUGAAUUUGGUGAAUUCAGGGACAAAAGUACUGUUUCUCAGCAGCCAGCAAGGUUGGAUCAGGCCGAACUAAAUCAGACUGCUGACAAUUUAGAAUGUGAUACUACCAGUAAAACUUCUGGCUUAGACUUCCAGCAUACUACUGAGGUAGAAAAUGGUGAUGAUAGUGAAUUUGGAGACUUUGAUUCAGUGCCAAAACCUCAAGAUGAGAGUGUUGCUUUUCAGGACUCCGAUGACUUUGCGGACUUCAGUUCAGCAGGUUGUAACCAGGCUACAGACUGGAAUGCUUUUGAAGAUGAACAAAAAGACAGCUGUUCUUGGGCUGCCUUUGGAGAUGAGCAAGCUGGUGAAUCUCAUCAUAGAAAAGAGACGUGGCAGUCACAUAGGACAGAUGCAUCUGCCAGGAUUGAUGGUCCAGUAUUACCCAAGACUGACAAUUUUGCUUUAGCAUCUUUCCAAGGAACUACCAGUAAGCAAUCUCAAGAGCCAGCACCUUCGGUUCAGACAACAUUGCUAAGUCGUCUGGAACGAAUAUUUGAAGUCUGUUUUCCUUCCAUACCUGUUCUUGAAAUUGAAGAAGAAAUAAGUUCCUUGAAUCAUUUGUUGGAAGCAGGUGAAAAGCAGAUGACAACUGAGGAGACCUUAGCAAAUACUGGGGAACUGAUGGAUGUGUGGACAGAGCUGCAGGAUAUCCAUGAUGCGUAUGGACUGAGAUACCAGUGGGGUGGCUCCCACAGCAACAAAAAGCUUUUGUGCUCCUUGGGAAUCGACACAAGAAAUAUUCUCUUUACAGGCAACAAGAAACAGCCUGUUAUAGUACCCAUGUAUGCAGCAGGACUGGGUAUGUUAGAGCCUACCAAGGAACCUUUGAAACCAAUAUCUGCAGCAGAAAAAAUAGCUUCAAUAGGACAGACACCUCCUGUAUCACCAGAGAUGAACACAUGUACAUCUGAUCAGUUCCAGGAAUCUCUACCACCUGUCCAGUUUGACUGGAGUAGCAGUGGCCUUACUAACCCUUUAGAUGUGUGUGUCUUACCCCUUUUUACACAUAAACCCUCCCUUGGCUUACCUUCUAUAUGGCUGCCUACCAACACGGUCACUGAAUUUCAAGCUAGUGGAGGUUCCACUCUUCUGAACCUUGAUUUCUUUGGGCCCGUGGAUGACAGUAGCUCUAGCAGCACCACCACAAUCCCAGGUGUGGAUCCUGAGUUGUAUGAACUGACAACCUCAAAACUGGAAACUUCCAAUGCAAGCAACAGAGUGACUGAUGCAUUUGCAAGACUCAUGUCCACAGUGGAGAAGGCAAGCACGUCCACAAGGAAGCCUAAAAAGGAAGAACAUCUUAGUGAAGAGGCUGCCAAGGUGAUUUCUAGCCUUCCUGACUUAACUUUCAUGCAUGCCAAGGUGUUGAUGUUCCCAGCUACAUUAACACCUUCAACAAGCUGCCAAGAAAAGGUAGACUAAAGUGAUGUGAAUUGGACAUUUUCUAUUGAUUUUUUUUUUUCCUUCCCUCUGUGGGUCGUAAAAAGCAAUCUUGCUUUAAUUAAAAAAAAAUCAAGUUCAGAUGAUUUGUUGGUAAGCAGCACUAGAAAGGUAUACAUAGUAAUGUAUAUUUAUUUACAUACUGGAGUCCUAAAUUUAUAUUAGAGAAAAAUGUAAAUAAUUGGGGGUAAAUCUUUUUGAAGAUCUAUUCUUUUUGUUGUGCUGGGGUGUAUACAUUUAUGUCUUUGUGAAAUACACUGGUGGUGUCCUUCUUACAAAAUUUUAAAAAGUUAAAAAAAAAAAAAUCUUACAAAUACAUAAUGAAAACUUCAAUCUUUACAAUCUGUGAAGUCCCCCUUAAAGGUUUUCAGAUUGCAUUGAGCAUCUUUUUCUUUCCUGCAUAUAUUAAAAUACUUAUUGCUGGGAAAAAGACCAAAAGGUUACAUUGUCCCUUUGUGGAUUUUCAGUUAUUGUUGUUUCUUUAAAACCCAAUAAUUUCUUUUGUGUUUUAACAAGCAUAAGAUGUGUUUUUCCUUUUCUUCUUUUCCAUCCCCUCCCCCUGUUUGAUUGGUUGACUGAUCAAUUUUUAUGUUCUUCAACUUCAAUAGUAUGGCUCUGUCACUAUAUAGCCUUUUGAAAGGUAUGCUGUCUGUAACUUCUUGUUCCAGUUAUGGAUCACUGUCUAAACACUUGAUUUUUUGGGUCAUUAGAAAGUUGUCUGCUUUUAAUCAGUUUGAUUUGGAAAAGAAGGACCAAAACUAUAUGAAUGUCUUACAAUGAAAUUUACCUGUUAAAAAUUUUUAUGUUCUGUUGUACCACUAUUCCUGUUUGAUUUUGCACAGUGUAAAAUGACAUAAUCAUAGAUUGCUAUGGUUUUAGGCUGUAUAUACAGUAAAAAACUAUGGGUUGUAAAUGUUUGGGGAAAUUCCUAUGGAAAAAAGAGAGCUAUGUAGAAGAACCUCUAAAAAGGUCAAUGUGCAUGCCCAAGGUCUUUUGAGAUUUAAGUGUGUAAAUUUCCUUUUAGCUUACACAAAAUAAAAUAAUUUAAAAGAUA